GUGAAGGACGCACUUACUGUCUAUAGUGGCGUGCACAUGGCAUCACUGUGAGCAUGUGUUGCAUGUUUCAAAUACGUUGACAUUUGUGGAGUAUUUUUUAUGGAAUAUAAACAGGGAUGGAGGCAGAGGCUGCGUGCAAAUGCUGGAGUAAUUUUCUGCAUGCAUCCUGAAUAUUAGCACGGGGAGGAGGAUUUAAGACAGCCAUGCCGGUGCUGGAGGUGUUCUGCAGCCUGAUUGGCUGGUUCUGUCUCUACCUGUUGUUCUGCUACACCUUCGCUCAGCGGGGGGCCGAGUGGAACUGCAGACUCGUCACUUUUUCCCACGGUGUCGUCAUCGUGCUGCUGACGGCGUACGUCCUCUUCAUAGACGGACCACUGCCUUUCACACAUGCAGGUGCAGAAAACAGCGAGCUGCAGACGUUCUCUCUGGCCGUCUGCCUCGGCUACUUCUUCUUCGACAUGUGCUGGUGCGUCUUCUACCACACCGAGGGCCCCCUCAUGCUGGCUCACCACGCCGGCAGCAUCGUGGGGAUCCUGCUGUCGCUGAUCAUGGGCGUUUCCGGUGUCGAAACCUGCGGCGUGAUCUUAGGCAGCGAGAUCACGAACCCCCUGCUGCAGACGCGCUGGUUCCUCCGGCAGCUGGGCCUCUACGACAGCCUGCUGGGCGACACCGUGGAUGUACUUUUCAUCGUGCUGUUCGCCACCGUACGCAUAGGAGUGGGCACGGUGAUGUUUUACUGCGAGCUGACGUCUCCGAGGACAACACUGAUAAUGAAGCUCGGCGGCGUGGCCAUGUAUGCGCUAGCCUGGGUGUUCAUGGUGGACAUCGCCCGGUUUUGCUGCAAGAAAAGCAGAGCAAAGUAUAAAAAGUGGCAGGAGAACCACAAGCUAAGAGAGGCACAAAGACUGAACGGACUUUCAGGAAAAUAUAUAUACGAAUAUAAAAGGAUGCAAGGGAACCACAAGCUGAAAGACGUCAAUGCACAAAACGUUCAGUUCCACGAGAGCGACGUUUGUGAUACAAGGUGGUGAGAAAACCAAAAGCUCACCGAAGUAAACACAUGAAACCUGAAUGGAUGUUUGGAAAAGAGAGACUAAAUCGCUCUUCGUUUACGACCAUAUUAUGUUCUGUCAAUUUGGCGCUAUGUAAUGCAAUUAGUGGUAAUUACAGGUGUGAUUUUGGGAUAUUGCUUCCCAAAGAAACAACACUCCUGAUUCUUCUCAGUAAGUAUGUUUGCUGCGGUAGUCCAGUGCGUUCCUUUUUUAUACCGUGACAUUGCUUGCCGUUGCCAUUUUUCAUAUUUUUUAUAGAAAUGUAGUUACAUUUUUUGGUGAACAUCGCCCAGUUUGGCUACAAGAAAUUAAUAGAGUGAAGUGUAAAAAGUGGCGGGAGAACCACAAGCUCAAAGAACGCCAAAACCAAAUGGACUUUCAGAAGAAAGUGAAUGAAUUCUCGUUUAGUUGGGAUCUUUGUUUUGUGAAUUUGGCGCCACCUAUGGCUAUUAGCGGUAUUACAGGUGUGAUUUUGGAUUUCAAGAGAGCGAUGUUUUGAUAAAACGUGGCGAGAGAACCAAAUCCUCAAAGAAGCCAAAGCAAAAAUACUUAGUGGACCUCUUGGAAAGCGUGGCUAACUCCAUCUGUCAUUACGAUCUUUGUUUAGUCAAUUUAGCGCCACCUAUGGUUGUUAGCGGUAAUCACAUGUGUAGUUUUGGAUAUCACUUCCCAGAGAGCGACGUGUGCGAUUGUUCUCAGUAUGUAGGUCUGGCUAGAGAAAAAGAAAUCAACACACAAAAACUGGAUACGCUUUUUAAG
Molecule: messenger RNA, 1811 nt
Organism: Eleginops maclovinus (Patagonian blennie)
Lineage: Eukaryota; Metazoa; Chordata; Actinopteri; Perciformes; Eleginopidae
Gene: tlcd5b
Product: TLC domain containing 5b
Exons: 4
Coding region: 204-1031 (275 amino acids)
Cellular component (GO): membrane
Source: RefSeq, a predicted model, not a curated record